AUGACCACUGAAAAGCCUUCCGUUGCAUCGAUGGACCUCGAACGGUCCGAGAUCUGCACCUGUACCGCCUGUGAGAACCCAGAUGUAGCAGAUGAUCUGGUAGCCUGCGACAAAUCUUCAGAGAGGUCGACGACCUCCAGCCGACGAGCAGAUUUGCAACGCAAACGCCUGGCUGAACAGCAAGAGCUAGAGAAGAAGGAACUGGAAUUAGAAAGAAGGCAGCUGGAGAUGCAGAAGAAACAUUCGCAAGAAAUGUACGAGUUAGAGGAGUCACUGGCAGGAGACGAUGGGGACAACCGGAGCGUAAGAAGCCGUGUGAACGAGAUUGAGGCUCGUGAAAAACAGGUUGAAGCGUGGGUUGAACAGAACGUCGCCACCGGAUUAGCUUCCACUGUACAUCCACCCGGAUUUACCCCUCUGCACCACCAGCUACCUAAAAGUAGCGACAUCAAUAUUGCGACAAAAAACGACGGCGAAGGCCACAAUCCGUCGCAUCAGGUACCCGCUAUUACCGUCCCUGUCGGAGAUACCAACAAGUCGUCAGCAGACAUUCCCAUAUUACAGUCCCUUCGAAGCCAGCUGGCAGAGUGCGAGCAACAGCCCGUAUCAGCAGAACGACUGCUGAACCUAGAAGCCCAGUUGCGGAAGUGCAGAAUGCUGAUCUCGCAGCAAGAAGAGGGAGCUUAUGGUGGCGAUUCUAUUAGAAAUUCACAGGAUCGCCAACGAUCCCGCGAAGGAGCUCUACCAAAGAUCGUUACGAAUGUUAGUGACACUGUAGGACUACCGAAGUGUCAGGUUUCUUCUGUGGCACAUAGUCAAACGAGAUUGACUGGGAAACCAAACCCAGAUCUGAGGCAGAGUAGAAUUGAAGUUCUUCAACAAGAUUCUUCAACAGGUAAGAGCAGGUCUGGCCCGCGAAUCCGUUUCGCACCCAAGCAUAUUCCCCUGGGACCACCGUUGGUCGAAUCAACGAUAAACGAGCAGACGCGGCUCAGGCACGCGCACUCAAAUUCCCCGGUAUUCGAUAUGGUGCGGGACACGGAUCUAAAUUUCCAGUUGGACGCCCCUGCUGGUCGAGCCACCUUACCUGAACUUGGAAACUGUCGUUCGAACCUACACGCGAACCCAACAGUGCCAAGACCGCAAUGGCACAAUUCUGCACCUUCCCCUCCUCACCCUCCUCAAGGACAAUACGGCCGCAGCGACAGAUUUCUCCGGGGUUCAGAGCUCCAGCCCAUGCAGAAAAAUAUGCAACGUCCUUCUCCAGAGCAACUGACAGCAAGGCAAGUCUUGCCCCGGGAUUUGCCGGAGUUUUCGGGUGAUCCAGAGGAGUGGCCUAUAUUUUAUAGCAGUUUCCACAAUUCCACGACGGCAUGCGGAUUCAACAAUGUUGAAAAUCUUGCACGUUUGCAACGAUGCCUGAAAGGCAACGCGCUGAAAUCUGUUCGAUACUAUUUGCUAUCGCCCGAAUCAGUACCAAACGUACUGGAGACUCUUCGGACCCUGUAUGGCCGUCCGGAGAUCAUAAUCAACAAGUUGAUCCAAAAUGUACGCGAAACGCCGGCACCUAAGCCAGAGAAGUUGGAUUCACUGAUCGAUUUUGGAAUUUCGAUUCGAAAUCUUGCUCAACAUCUCAUUGCGGCGGGUCAACAAGCACACCUAUCGAACCCAGCACUUCUGCAGGAGCUGGUCGAAAAGCUGCCGGCCAACGUGAAGCUACAAUGGGCACAACAUCUGAUGCUUCAGCCUGAGGCGAGUUUGCGUACCUUCAGCGAUUUCAUGGGGAUGGUGGUUGAAUCAGUAAGUAAAGUGGUAAUCUAUACUUCCGGCCAACACGCUAGAAGCGAAAAGUCUCGCAACAAGGAUAGAAGCUUCGUCAAUGCACACUCCGAGAACAAAACAACUCUGGUCCGGUCUUCUACCAAUCAAGUGAAGGAAAAGUCUGUAGAUGAGAAGCCGUGCCUGUUUUGCGGAAAAGCAGGACACCGUUUGAAGAGCUGUACGAAAUUUCAGCAACUCUCGGUAGAAGAUCGCUGGAAAAAUGUCCAAACGUUGAAAGUUUGCCGUAGCUGCCUCAACCCUCACGGCCGCCGCAUAUGUAGAGUCUCUAGUCGAUGUGGAAUCAACGGCUGUGAUUUCCGCCAUCACCAAUUGCUCCACGGUAAACCUGAAGAAGCGGUCAAACCGACUGUAUCAUCGACAGAAAACCAUGUGCAUCACCACUGCGGACAGUCGAUUCUAUUCCGAAUCGUUCCAGUAACGCUCUAUGGGAAAUCCAAGACUGUCACCGUUUUCGCUUUCUUGGAUGAAGGCUCUUCAUCGACAUUGAUCGAGCAAAGUCUGGCUCGAGAACUGGAAAUAGAAGGACCGACAGUCCCAUUAUGCCUGAGGUGGACCGCUAACAUGACGAGGACGGAAGACGAGCCACAGAUCGUCUCACUCGAAGUGUCGGAAAUGGGUCAGAAUAAGCGGUUCCAGCUAAUGAACGUGCGCACCGUUGACUGCUUGAAUUUGCCGUCACAAACUCUGCGAUUCACCGAACUACAACAAGAUCACCCACACCUGAAGGGCCUGCCUGUUCGAAGCUACGAGGACGUCACACCGAAGCUGUUAGUUGGCCUGCGAAACCUACAACUGGCUGUUCCUCUGAAGAUCAAGGAAGGAAACAGCGGGAUUGUAGCAGCAAGGACUCGCUUAGGAUGGUGCAUAUAUGGAAGCCUGGACAAAUCAGAAAACACGGAUGAAUAUAGUUAUCAUGUGUGCGAGUGUGAAGCUGAGGUCAAACUGGAUCGCUUGAUGCAGGACUAUUUCAACGUCGAAGAUUGUGCGGUCGGCUGCCAGGAAACAUUAGAGUCUAAUGAAGAAGUGAGGGCUAGACGAACCAUGGAGGAAACGACCCGUCGAAUGGGUGAUCGGUUCGAAACUGGUCUGCUGUGGAGAUCCGAUUUUGUAGAACUGCCGGACAGCUACCCCAUGGCCCUGCGGCGAUUGGAGUGCCUCGAGAGGCGAAUGGCCCGGGACCCACUCCUUAAGGAAAAUAUUCACCAACAAAUUAAUGAGUACCAGGAAAAAGGAUAUGCUCAUCGGGCUACCAAGGACGAACUCGCGAAAGCCGAUCCCAGAAGAAUUUGGUAUCUGCCAUUAGGCGCUGUUUGUAACCCAAAAAAACCUGGAAAGGUCCGUUUGAUAUGGGACGCAGCCGCAAAGGUCGAUGGAGUUUGUCUGAACUCUGCUCUAUUUCCUGGACCAGACCUCCUGGUACCACUACCUUCCGUGCAGUUCCGCUUUCGACAAUAUCCGGUGGCAGUGAGCAGUGACAUCAAGGAGAUGUUCCACCAAGUGAGAGUCAUUGAACGAGACCGUCCGUCACAAUGUUUCCUGUUCCGUGAUAGCCCGAAUGACGAGCCCGGUGUAUUCAUGAUGGACGUCCUCACCUUCGGAGCUACCAGCUCCCCGUCAUCCGCUCAAUUCGUAAAGAACCGCAAUGCAGAGGAGUUUUCCAAACAGUAUCCACGGGCGUCAGAGGCGAUUUGCAAAUGCCACUAUGUGGAUGACUACCUCGAUAGCUUUGAGUCGAUCGAAGAGGCAAAAUCUGUAGCAGGGGAAGUCCGGUGGAUUCACUCAAAAGGCGGAAUUGAAUUGCGACAUUGGGUCUCCAAUCAGCCAGCCAUUCUGGAGUACCUAGGAGAACCGCCUAAGCAUGACAUCAAAGAUCUUGGGCUGAAAACCGAUUCAGAACGCGUUUUGGGAAUGCUAUGGCAUACGAAGGAGGAUGUUCUACAGUUUUCCAUGACGUUCCGUGAGGAAAUCGGAACGCUAAUCGACAACGGAGCAAGGCCAACGAAACGCCAAGUGCUAAAGUGCAUCAUGAGCCUAUUCGAUCCCUUGGGGCUGCUGGCCUGUGUCCUGGUGCACGGGAAGAUAAUUAUGCAGGACAUCUGGAGAAGUGCUAUUAAGUGGGAUGAAUACAUCGACGAUCAAAUCUACGAGAAAUGGACGAGGUGGAUUGAGUUGCUGAUGGACGUUGUCGAAGUUCGAGUACCGCGCUGCUACUUUGAUGGAGCAAGUACCGACCUCUACGAUACUUUGGAUGCUCACAUUUUCGUGGAUGCGAGCGAAGCGGCAUACUCUGCUUUGGUAUAUUUUCGCGUCGUCGGAUCGGAGGGAACAACCAAGUGCGCUCUGGUAUCUGCAAAAACAAAGGUCGCGCCGCUCAAAUACGUAUCAAUCCCUCGUUUAGAACUGAUGGCAGCGGUUCUAGGAGUUCGACUUCUCACAUUCGUCCGUGAAAAUCACACCGUCAAGAUCAAUCGUUGCGUCUACUGGUCAGACUCCGAGGUAACUUUGGCAUGGAUUCGGUCGGAACAUCGACGGUAUCGCCCAUUCGUAGCAUGCCGAGUUGGAGAAAUUCUGUCAACGAUCCGUGUUCAAGAGUGGAGAUACGUCCCAAGCAAACUCAACGUCGCUGAUGAUGCCACGAAAUGGGACGGUAAACCGUGCCUAAAAGCAUCUGGCCGCUGGUUCUGUGGUCCACCGUUUUUGCAGCAGUCCGAGGGGCAGUGGCCUAAACAGAAGUACAUCAUAUCAACAGAUGAGGAGCUCAGAGCGUGUUUCUUGCCAGUUUUACAAAACGUAAUCUGUUUCGAACGGUUCUCCAAAUGGAACCGCCUUUUGCGAGCGACGGCCUAUGUUAUCCGAUUCAUAACAAAAUUGAAACGCAAAGUAUUCGACGAAAAUUAUUGUAGCCUGAACCUAAACCAAGAAGAAUUACAGGCUGCGGAAACCCUGAUCUGGAAACUGGUUCAAAUGGAAUCGUAUCGCGAUGAAGUAGCCAUUUUUUCGAAGAAUAACAAGUCAUCGGACAAAAGGCAACUGAAACUCGAGAGGACAAGCCAACUAUGGAACCUAUCACCGAUUAUGGACGACAAGGGUGUUCUUCGAGUUGAUGGCCGCAUUGCCGCGGCGAAAGUCUUGUCGGUCGACGUCAAGUUCCCCGUUAUACUACCGAGGAAACACCGUGUUUCGUAUCUGCUUCUCGACGAUUAUCACCGGAGACUUCUACAUGGAAACUUUGAAACAGUAGUCAACGAAGUGCGUCAACGUUUCCAUGUAUCGCGACUACGAACAACAGCUCGGAGCGUAAUCAGCCGCUGCCAAUGGUGCAGAGUGUACAAAGCUCGUCCGAUUGUUCCAAUGAUGGGACCACUUCCAGCUGCUCGUCUAUCGGCAGGUAUUCGCCCGUUUAGCUACGUUGGCAUCGAUUAUUUUGGGCCAAUCCUGGUCAAAGUAGGGCGCGCAACUUCAAAACGAUGGAUUUGCUUGAUAACGUGUUUAACAAUACGUGCCGUACACGUUGAGAUAGCGUACGACCUGUCGACCAAGUCGUGUAUCGCCUGCAUUCGCCGCUUCGUUUGUCGACGAGGAGCACCUGUGGAAAUACAUUCCGAUAACGGUCGGAAUUUCAUCGGCGCGGAUCGUGUGUUACGAAGCCAAAUCAAAGACAUCGAGCAGAAAGCAGCGUCAACUUUUACAAAUACGGAGACGAAGUGGUUGUUCAUUCCGCCUUCUGCUCCCCAUAUGGGAGGAUCGUGGGAGCGUUUGGUACGCUCCAUAAAGAACGCUAUGACCAGCCUUCCCCAAGACGACAAGCUGGACGAUGAAGGUUUGCAGACGCUGAUCGUUGAAGCAGAAGCGAUCGUGAACUCGCGUCCGCUAACAUACUUACCGUUGGACUCAGUGGAACAAGAGGCGUUAACGCCAAAUCAUUUCAUCCUUGGCAGUUCAACAGGAGUGAAACAGCCUAUGGUGGAGAUGGAAGCUUCAGCGAGAGCCGUUCGAACAUCAUGGGAACAGAUUCAGAUACAGAUUGACCAUUUCUGGAGGCGUUGGGUACUAGAGUACUUACCGACGCUGACGAGACGUGUGAAGUGGCUUCAGGAUACAAAGCCAGUGCAGCCGGGAGACUUAGUCAUCGUGAUAGAUGAAACUAGAAGGAAUGGUUGGCUACGCGGACGCGUCCUGGACGUUACGGUCGGUAGAGAUGGUAGGGUUCGGCAGGUAUUAGUACAAACAGCUGGAGGAUUAUUCAGACGGCCGGUAUCCAAACUGGCGGUGCUGAACGUAGAUGAUCAUGGCGGAGAGGAUCCUACUGAUCCUCACGGGGAGGGGGAUGUUGAGACGACCGCCAUAUCGGCAACCCGGCGCACGGAGCCUUCACUGUUAGACAGCUAG
Molecule: messenger RNA, 6231 nt
Organism: Aedes albopictus (Asian tiger mosquito)
Lineage: Eukaryota; Metazoa; Arthropoda; Insecta; Diptera; Culicidae
Exons: 2
Coding region: 1-6231 (2076 amino acids)
Biological process (GO): DNA integration
Molecular function (GO): zinc ion binding; nucleic acid binding
Source: RefSeq, a predicted model, not a curated record